AUGUACCAGUUCGUGUUAAUUGCCCGCUUUAAGGAAUGCCUACCGUUAUUACGAAAAGCGAUAGAAAACAAUGAAUCCGCUACCAUUCUUAAUAUUACCGGUCGUAAAGGUUCAAUCGAAUUGUGUCCGGGAACGGAACGUCUUCAUGGAAACUAUGCGUACAUGUGCAGUAAGACGGCUGUGAAUCUCCUAACUCGAAUCUUAUCCAUUGAACACCCGGAGAUUCUCAGUGUCGCAGUGUGUCCCGGAUGGAACAGAACAGAUAUGGGCGGACCUGAAUGGCUUUCUAUUGAUUUGGUGCUUAUUUUGAUCAGUCCCCCUUCUUCGGCGACUUUCCAGGGAAUGAGCGAUCCAUCACAGUCGGCACCUAUUCUUCUGGACACUGUAGAUGGAAUGACAAUUACCGAUCAUUCUGGAAAAUACCUCGAUCGUAAAGGACGAACUAUACCUUAUUGA
Molecule: messenger RNA, 456 nt
Organism: Angiostrongylus costaricensis
Lineage: Eukaryota; Metazoa; Nematoda; Chromadorea; Rhabditida; Metastrongylidae
Source: the annotation of a GenBank genome assembly